This is a messenger RNA of Ostrea edulis (European flat oyster), 42208 nucleotides long. RefSeq lists its product as uncharacterized. The coding region runs from base 164 to 41875 and encodes 13903 amino acids. Gene Ontology annotation, biological process: homophilic cell-cell adhesion; lipid transport. Gene Ontology annotation, cellular component: membrane. The transcript has 257 exons. NCBI's taxonomy places the organism in Eukaryota, Metazoa, Mollusca, Bivalvia, Ostreida, Ostreidae. Gene Ontology annotation, molecular function: calcium ion binding; protein binding; lipid carrier activity. The record is from RefSeq and is a predicted model, not a curated record.
UGUCAGUUUGAAUAUCUCAGACUUGUUUUAUCUAUUCCGCUGAAGAUCCAUUGUCUUACAUGUUUAAAGCCUCCUCAUACUGGAAGUCUAUACAGACUUCAUGUUUGUACACCAUGCAAUGUACAGCAAUGGUUUAAUUGAAGUCGUUUAAGGUUUUGAUAAAAUGGACGGACAUUUUACCGUCCUUUUCUUCUUGAGUGUAUUUGUUAGUGGAUUGUACGCGGAUGGGAGAUACAUUGAUUUCAAACCGGGGUACGAGUAUGUGUACAAUUUCAAUGGCUACUCACACGUCCGGGAACUUGGGAAAUUUCUCGUUCAUGCUAAGGUUGGUUACACCAACAUUCUGCAAACAACAGAAGGUCAAGAACUUGUGUUAAAAGUACAUUCAUUCCACUUCUCAUCUGCCAAAGAUCCAAAUAUUCGAGGUGCAGAGUUGGAUUUUUCCAAAUGGUUCUCUUUUGUCAUAUCUGGAAAUGGAGAAGUAACCCAAGUGUUCCAUGCAGCAGGGGAAGAUGCUGAAGUGAUUUCAACAAAGAAAGGCUUCGCAGGAUUGUUUGCAUCAAGACUACAUGACAAAAAUGAGGUGCCAGGGAUUGUUCACCACGAUUUCUUCACAUAUAAGGUCACAGAAAGAGGGCAAGAGGGAGAGCAUGAUGCUACCUACAAUGUAACGAAGUCAGACACAGGUGUGAGGUUCAAGAAAAUUCGACACAAACAUCCUGUCAGUAAUGCUAGAGCUAGCUAUGAGAAGUUGUUGUAUUACCACAAUGUGCUUGGAACGAUACAGAAAAUUGAGAUCAAUGAAGAUUUUAUGUCGCCCAAAUCACCACCAGGGUUUGAUCCAUACCUUGGCUGGAGGAAAGUUUCGACAAAGAAUGAAUUUGGAACUACAGCCACUCCAGAGAUGAGUUACACAAGUCAGGGAAUACUGACCUUCCUGGACAGAGAAGUUGUGAAAGAGAGAUGGAAAAGACCCAUGAAACACUUGGUAUCGGCUGGAUUGGAAACACAACAGGUGGAAGAAAAGAUAGUAACUUAUACAAACUUCUCGAAAGCAAAAGAAGAAAUGUAUGGAAAUGUAACCUGUUUACAACAUCAUAAAGAAGCAACCAAAUUUGAGGGAUGUUUUCAAAAUAUUGUCCAGAUACUAAAGCAGCUGUCGGAGGCUAAUCUAAGCUGUAUCGCAGAUCAGCACUUCUCUUCAUAUAAUGGACAAAAUCCCUUGGAAAAAGAAGUGUCAGGAUAUAUCCUAGAUGCAUUUGGAGUCAUAGCAUCGAAAUGGACACAAGAGCAGUUUGCAUUGAAAAUAAUGAAAAACAGAGACCCUAGUACAGAUCUUGUAAAGAGGAUGCUAACUCACAUUAUAGCUAAUGAUGCUGCACCCAAAGAGUUGUUACUGAGGACACUAGAAGAUGUUGCAUUCAAGAAAGAGGGAUAUUCACAGACGUUGUAUAGAGGAGAUGUACACAGUCGUGUUAUGUUGACAUUGGGUGCAGUUUGUCAGAAGCUUAGACAAGAAGGACAACAAGCAAGGGCACAAAGUAUUCUUAAUGGAUUUCACAAUCAACUUGGGAUGCAUGAUCCCUGGGAAUACCGCAAGAAAAGAUCCCUAAUGACAGAAACUCACUGGGCAGUCUAUGAACAACAGAAAGUGAUUCUUUUGGAGACUUUGGGCAAUGCUGGACUGGACCAUUCCUACCACUAUAUCGUGUCUCAUAUCAAUAGUUCAAACUCUCCCUGGGUCAAGAGAGCAGCCUGUCAUGCCUUGAGGAAAUAUGACCACAAACAUGCUGCAGAAGUUCUGCUUCAAUCUGCAAUAUAUGAUGAAGAUAAGAUGGUUCGAUAUGAGGCCUCUUUGUUAUACAUGGCCCAUCCUCAUGGCAAGUUGAUGACUCCAAUGAAUAAAAGGGAUGACAGCGAUCCUUAUGAUACUGGAAUAGAUUUUCUGGAUUAUUCUGAUGAUCACAUCAGGACCAAACGUUCCUCCCCAAACAAAAGAUUCAAAAUUCAUGCCACCAAUGUGGACUGGAGAAAAAUGAUUGGCUCACCAGAUGUAGGAGCCUCAUUUGGAGUUGUUUUGAAGAACACAUUGGAUUUAAACAUUGCUCCACUUACCAGUGAGAUGUCAGUAGAAGUACAUGAAGAGUCGUAUGCCAGAAUUCACCUAGGAAAUAUUGGAAUAAAUAUGGACUUUUUUGUAGCUAGAAUCUGUUUCAAAGGAGGAUCCAAAUACAACAUCAACAUUUUGCAGGGCAAUGAGAUGAGAAAUAUUGAGCAAUUGGCCAAGUCUUAUGAUAGAGAUGUAGCUGUUGUGGCUAACUCCCUGACAGCAGGAAUUAAUCAGUUCUUAGACGUUAUUGCUGGUAACUACAGCAUGAAGGUGACUAUAAGUCAACUCAUGGAUGCCACAGACGAAUUAUCAAACAAGGUUGCCUUUUUAACAAACUCUACCACAGUGGCAAUGGAUAGAAUUGGACAGUAUGACCCAGAAGACCUUCCACCAGGCUUUACUCCGACACUCCACUUUAUCCACAGAAUUACAAGCAUCCUGAAUGAUAUCAGAUCUCAUAUCAUUGGCUUCAGAAAUGAAGUAGAGGAAACCAUUCAGCUGAUUCUCCCACAACAAGCAAAGUUUCUGUAUGAUGCUCUAUUGGAUGUCCUAGGUGGCCUGACCCAAAUACCCAAAGAUCCCAAAACUGCUAUAAUGUCCAUAGGAAAUGGAGUAGUAUCCAUUGGGAAGGCUGUUGAAAAACUGGUGGCUGCAAUUGAUUAUCUUCAAGAGUCUUGUUUGUUUGAGAGAGAGGAAAAACCUUAUUGGUUUGACAUGAAUGACAUUCUGUCCGAGUACCGUGAUUUGGCAGCUGUGGCUAAUUCCACCAUUUCUACAGCUGGGAUGGAUUGGAUAAAUGAAACAAGAGAGGAAGAUGAAAUAAAGACCUUAAGUCAAGCUAGCAUUGAUGAUGCAUCUUUGAGACAGGAGAGUUUAGAUAACUUCAUAUCUGUGACUAAAGACUUGCUAAACACACUGGAAAGUUUGGAUGGAGUUGGUGAUAGUUUCCUAUACAGAUACUCUAAUGUGUUUAAGAUGGUGAAGCAAGCCAAAAUGGCAAACAAUAUUCUCAAUACUGGCUAUGAAACAGCUAGAGCAAAGGUGGAAUCCAUAUUUGGGCCAAGAACACACAGAGAUUUUCCAGGACAGAUACGAUUGAGUGGACAGGGGUGUACAGGAAAUGGAUUGUACCCAUCCACAGUUGGCAAGUCUGGGGUUGAAGAGUACAGCCAUGUAGGUGUGGAUCUGUCCAUUACAAAUGGGCAAUAUGUGGUAGCCCCAUUUCCCGGCACAGUAUCCCUGGAGUCUCUUGGUGGCAACACAUUGGUUUUAGUUCCAUCAGAGGGUUCAUUGAAGGACAUUGUCAUAUACAUAUCAAAUGUAGAGCCUAACAGUACCAUAUCGGUGGUUGACAGCAGAGCUGUGAUUGGUGGGCAAGUGAUAGGAACAGCCAACAGUUCCCAUUGUGAGGACCACAUUCACUUGUCUUUUAAGAAGGUAGGAGCAUGGUAUGUUGAUCCAACCCGCUUCUUGGAAAAAGCCUAUCCAACCCUCCCUACCUGGGUGCAGCAGUGUGAUGAUUACAAGCUGGUCUUUAAGACUAAUACAAUGGCUGCUGGUGUGAUAGUGGGAAUCAGUGGUCAGUCUGUUAAGGAUGAAGACCCUGUAAUGAACAAUGUGGCCAAUCUAACCUUUCCAACAGCUCCUACUACUUCUUAUGAUCCGGAUGACACACAGUCUAUCAAAGGGGACUCUCAGAGUUUUUACACAAUUGUAAAGAGUCAGAUAGGGGUUGUUGGGAAUGACAUUGAUUCGGCAGAAGACACAUGUUCAACAUCUUCGUCAAACAGUAAAUCAGGUAUGUUCUCUUCACUGCUUCUGACGGCGGACACAUUUCUACAGAAGUACAAUCUGAGAAGACUCAAGUUUGGGACCAUAAUUGAAUUCCUGGAUAAAUUCAAUAUGACCAGCAGUAAAGAAGCACUUAGAGGAGUUGUUAGUAGUGUUAAGGAUAUAAUAAACAAUAAACCCUGCCUUAGUCCUAGUGAGAUGACUCAGGAUCAGUUAUUUAUGGAACUUGUAGAACAAGGGAAAAAUGCUUCUGGCUCCAGGGAAGAGAUGGUUGCUCGUCUGAUGAACCAGUAUCUAGAUUGUCCUUUGUUGUCAUUCACCAUGCCGAGAGAGGUGUACUGCACAUAUGACAAAAACUGCAUGGGUGUUGAGUGCUGUGUUGGUUUGGAUUUAUCUUUCUUGACUAAGACAUACAAAGUCUGGGUGAAUAUGAACUAUUGUUCUUCUCCAAUUGAACUCAGCAUGGGUGUUGGAAUGAAUUCAUACCAGUUUACUCUGUCUUCCACUGACUUUGAUGGUGUAGAAGGUCAUUUCAUUGUUAACGACACUUUAAACACAUUCCUUGGAGAUGUUGCAGUAAUGCUGAAGUAUAGUGUAUUCAAGGGAGAAAAUGUCUCCUUAGUAACAUUAGGAGUUGGUAUGUGUAGUAUGAAUGACUCUGACUACUGUCCAAGCUAUGUAACAUUACUGGACAGUGCCAUCUUCAGGAACCCAGACUGUCUUUCAGAUGGAUCAUAUGUUUGGCCUACGGUGGACUACCAGAAUUUGUUAAAGAGAGAAGCAUCAUGGAGAAAGAUCAAGCAGUCUGGUAAAACACUGGCAAAACAGACCAUUUCAGCUGCUGAUGCUCUGUAUCUCCAAGAAUUGGGGUUGACAAAGAGCAUGAUUUAUGAAACAGGUCUAUGUCCUAGACCAGAAAUAAUGACAGAUGGCCAAAUCAAAUCAGAACUAGAAGCUAGAAACUUGUCAUCAAAUGGAUCAAGAAGUGAACUAAAUUCCAGACUUACCACGGACAAUUAUGCAUGUUUAAAUGCAACACUGCCAACCAUAAAUAACUCGACCAUCGCCAACUUUGUUCACUACUCCAUUGCCUCAGACUGUUUAAGGAUUGAAACUUGUGCAGAUAUUGCUCUGAAUCUCAGUGGGAAUGUGUAUUCCAAGUCUCUCAAAACAACCUUUGAUAUGGAACCAUGCAGCUUCUUACUGAAAGUAGAAUUUGAGAAAAAUAUUGUGACAAGAGUCUUGCUGUCUUACAACUGGGGAUCUGAGAAGACUAUUGAAAUUUCAUCGAAAGUGAAGAUAAAGUAUAUACUAGAUCGUAAUGAGACCAGAGGCGUGUAUAUUUUGGAUUUAGGACUGAUGGUCUGUCCAGCCUCAUCUGAAUGUGUUAUUAAUGGAUUUUUCUUGGAAGAUUUUGAAAUACCGGUUCCAACAUGUGGAGAUUUUGUUUUACCAGGGGAUGGAACAAUAAAUGGGUUGCUUAAUUCCAUUGGAGGCAAGAUGACUACAGAGGCUUUUGAACUUGUGCUGAAGAAAUUUAACAUCCAGCAUGUGAUAAAAAAUGAAGCAUGCACAUUGCCAGCAUCCCCAACAGCCUGUACCAAUACACUUGAUGUGGACAGUAAUUUGCCCACCUCUGUCAGGGACAUGGUGACCUGUCGGCUACCACAGGGUUGCUAUGGUGUUCAAUGUUGUCUGAACCUAUCCUUCCCACUCCCUCUGGGUGACAUUGUCACAUCUAAACUCUUUAACUUUUGGUUCAUAGUGGAUCCUUGUGAUUUCACUAUAGAUAUUGGACUGAGUGAUCUCACAUUGCUGAAGUCUACCUUCUUGGAAUAUGAGUUUGGUACAACAAAGACAAUAGAGUUAGGUACUGGAAGUCCAGCCCCAGUGCAAGUCAUAUACUCUAUAGCACAGAAGGGUGUGAAUCUAGGGUAUACAGUGGAUGUUAAAUUGAAAAUCUGUCUGAAUUUGGAUGGUCAGAUUUUUUGCAUUCCUACCAGUGAACUUCAUUUCAUGGAUCAAGUGCAUAUUCCAGUUUGUCAGUCCAGAUCUUUAGUAAAUUUUAACACUUUUACCCUGGAAAGUUGGGCACAGGGUGUGAACGUGAGUCUGACAGAGCAGCUGGACACGGGGGCACUUGCCAUGUUGUUGGAACAACUAAAUUUGACUCGGUUCUUUGGAAGCCAGAAAUGUGAUCGGACCAGGAGUCCUUAUAGUCCAUCUCUAAUGGGAUAUCACAAUGUGUGCCCCAGGACCAUCAAUUCUUUACCAGCGAAAAUACCUGACCCCAUGACCUGUUACAUCCCAGACUACUGCACGGGUGUGGACUGCUGUGCGGAACUUCCUACGCUUGGACUAGGACUGCGAUCAUAUGUGUUCCUGGAUUUGGAGAGAUUGGAGAUUCGAUAUGGCAUAGAAAAUGUUCAAAGAACUGUGAAAAUAGCAGAUUAUACUUGGGGACAGGAAAAGACAAUUUCUGCAGCUGGCAGCCUCAUAAAAUUGAGAUUCAGAAUUUCAAAACAAUCUGAUACAGAGUACAUCUUCAAUGCUAAUGUGUAUGCAUGCUUGGAAGGAUCAGGAAAGUGUGCCAUAGACAUUCCUGUAUUCCAAAACACUCGUCUGCAGUCCUCCACAACUGGCAUAUCCACUCAAAAUUUUUCUCUGAAUGCAUGGAUGGCUGAAAUGGGAAUUGGCUCCAGAAAUUUGGUGUCCGAUAUAGAGAAGGGUUUCCUGAUACAACAGCUGGGUAUUGAUGCUUAUCAACGUGCUAGUCCUUGUGACCCCACGCAGAGCCCCUACACCCCGUCACUCAAUGGAUGGAACAAUGCAUGUGGUAUAACCUAUGUUGUGCCAACUACCAUCUCCAGUACUGCAGUAAAGUGUACUAUGUCAGCAGACUGCAGCAGAGUCGAUUGUUGUGUGGAGCAUGCCUAUUUCAACAUCAAGCUGCAUUUCUUUCUCCACUUAGACCAUUGUAACUAUGUCAUACUGGGUGGAAUUGAAAAUAAAAACUUCACCACAAAUAUUCUCAGCUUUAAUUGGGGGUCUGACAAUGUAGAAAGCAUCAGUAACAUCAUUAAGCUGAGAUACAAGAUAGACAGAUUAGCAUUAUCAGACAAGUAUGUGGUGACUAUGUCAGUGGCUGUGUGUCUAGAGCCAGACUCCUGUGAGCUGGAUGUUGCAGUUCUUAGCAAUGUCAUGAUUCCUAUAGUGGAAUGUAAUUUAACCAUGCCAGCCAAAGUAACAGGGUUUUCUUUGAGCAGUUGGAUGGCAUCACAAGGACUGCAGGGAAGUUUAUCAAGGGCUGUGUCUGAUGCACUGCUAAACACACUUGGAAUUGGACUUUUCAUGAAAGAAAAAUCAUGUGACAGAGCGGAGGCUCCAUAUAGCACUAACAAACUUAGUGCAGAGGGCUGGUCAUCUGUUUGCCCUUCCACGAUUGCCUUGCUAGAGAUCAGAGACACUGUUAGCUGUUUUGUGAAUAACUCAUGUACAUCCAUCACGUGCUGUGUGGCAAUAGAAAAUCUGGCCCAUACAUUUGAGAUAGUCCUCAGCCUGGAUUUCUGCAAUCAGAAAAUCACAUUUGGUGUUGAAAGACUAACCCAGACUGAGGCCUUGAAAGACUUUGAUUUUGGAGUGAGAAAGGAAAUGGUGAUCAUGGGGAUGUUUAAAUUUUGGUACACUGUAUGGGAUUUGAUCGGUGAGAAUGCUUAUGGUGUCUCUGUUGACCUGGCUGUCUGUCUGGAGCAGGGAGGGGAGUGUGUGGUGGAUGUCACUGUAGUAGAUAGGGUCAAAUUUCCCAAGAUGGACUGUGUCUGGGCCAGCAGCUUUAUGCAGUCAAACUUUUCCUUGACUGCCUUCAUGGCUGAGAACUCUGUGACUGAUACCUCACAGAUAAUUGGACUCGUGUUGGAGAAAUUAAAGGAAACACUGGGACUCUCUAACCAUAUGAACUCAGCACCAUGUUCAUUGUCUGAUUCUAAGUACACCCCGAACACCAAUGGGAUAAAAAAUGACUGUACCAAAACUGUAACUCAGCCAACUGAGGGAAGUGAUCUUUCUCAGAUUUCCUCCCUUCCCAGUGAUAUGGUCUGUCAGAUCAGUAACUCUUGUACACGGAUAGAUUGUUGUGUGGGAGCCUCACCACUCUCCCAUCAUUUCCACACCUAUCUAGAUAUUGAUCCAUGCAACUUUAAAAUAAGUUUUGGGAUUGACAAACUUCAGUUCAAAUUCAACUUGAAGGAUUUUACUUUCGGAUUGAUGAAAGACAUUCGCCUGUUUAAUGUUGUAAGAUUGAGAUUUACUAUUUGGGACCUUGCAUCUGAGAAUCAGUAUUUAGUGAACCUGGACCUGAGAGUAUGCUUUGAGACCAGCGGACCCUGUACAACAGAUGUCCCAAUAUUUAACAGAAGAAGACUGCCCAAGAGUGUUUGUAACUACAGUGCUCCACCUAUCAUUCCAAAUUUUUCCCUGAGCCAGUGGAAGCAGUCAAGGGGAAUAACUUCUACUUCACUGUCGCGGUUUGAUUCGGAUUUGCUGAUGGAACACUUGGAAGUUGGUGGUUAUCUUAAUUCAGCACAAUGUACCACAGUUUCCUCCUUAUCCUCAGCUGGUUGGGUUGAUGGCUGUCCAAGAUCUUCAUUGUACACAAAGACUGACUUAACCUCUCAGCCUGUCCUCUGUACAAUAUCCUCCAAGUGCACAGAGGUUAGAUGUUGUGUCGCUGUAAGCCCAAUUAGCAGGAACUUUGCAGCCUACAUUGACAUUGACCCUUGUAAUCACAGAAUGACUGUUGGAAUAGAGGACUACAAGACAAAUGUGAAUCUCUUGUCCUUCACAUAUGGAACAAUGGAGAGCAUUCAGUUGGAAAGUUUGAUAAAACUUAGCUAUCAAGUGGAGAGGUUUGAGGGAGCUGAGCGAUUCCUUGUGAACUUUAACCUCACAGUGUGUCUAGAAUCUAGUGGAGCCUGUUACCUGGACACCAUCAUAUUGCAAGAUGCAUACCUGCCCACCACAGCAUGUGACUGGUCCACUCAGCAGACUAGUUUCUCUCUGACCAACUGGUAUGGUAACAUGUCCCUGACUGCAGGAACCACCUUAUACCCUACACAGCUGUCACUGUUACAGGAGUCACUGGGUGUCACAGACUAUCUGAACAAUGCUUCUAAUAGGUGUGACAGGUCCUCUGCAACAUACAAACCAGAAACACCAGGGCUAGCUGGGUGGAAAAUAGACAGUCUUUGCAAUCUGAAUUUGUUGGUGAUGAGUGUCCUACAAACUAGCGAUGGGAUUAACUGUUACCUGAAAUCUAAGUGUACGGCUGUGGAAUGCUGUCUGGAUGUACAGGAUCCCCUACAACAGACCCUGCACUUCUCCCUGGAUCUGGAUCUCUGUCAGCAAAUCUUGGAGAUUAAUGUGGACAAACUGGAGGAGACCAAGGCCUUAUUUUCGUAUAAUUAUGGGACAAUGGAUUAUUUUAGACUUUCAGACUUGAUUCAGAUUGAGUUUAGGAUAGACUUGAUCAGUACCAGUACUGUGUCUUUCUACUUGAAACUGAAACUCUGUUUUGAGACAGACUCGUGUACAAGGGAAAUAGUUGUGUUCAACAAUAAGCAUUUACCUGCUCCAUCCUGUCAAAGAAAUCUUCCUUACAAGGACCCUUCAUUUUCUCUUUCACAAUGGUAUAACUCGAAUGGGCUGAGUCCAGGCUCUAACCUGACAAAAGUAGAUGCUAAGACGCUCCUGGAAACUGUGGGGGUGGGCCACUUCUUACAGGAUGUGGGCUGUGAGAGGAAAGGGUCAGUGUACAACCCUUCACAGAAUGGAUGGAAAUCAGAUUGCCAGUUGGUAGUUGAUAUUGACCCCAUCACAGAGCCUGUUAACUGUUUUAUAAGGGACUCCUGCACUGCUAUUAGUUGCUGUGCAGAGGUUGGAUUUCUACAGCAGUCCUUUGAGAUUUACAUGACACUUGACCCCUGCACUGACACCAUACAAGUAGGAAUAGAAAAGCUCAACUUCAAUGUCAGCUUGAGCGCCAUUACUAUGGGUGCAACAAAUGAACUGUAUCUUAAUGGGAUUGUACGAGUCAUAUACACUAUUGUGGACCUGCAACAGGCAAGAAAGUACAAUGUGUCCAUGACUGUGAAGGUCUGCUUUGAGGCCGCUGACGACAACCUUUGUCUGUAUUCAGUGGAUGUUUUCUCCUCCACUCUCCUUCCAAAGCGUAUCUGUAACUGGGAGGCUGACUUCUCACAACCAGGAUUCACAAUAUCCCAGUGGUAUUUUGAAAACUCCGUACCACUCCCAAAUUUCGGGUUGAGCCCAGAGAAGUGGAACAAGCUGUUGGAUGAUUUAGGAAUCAGGUCAUUCAUAAGUACCAGUCCCUGUUCAUUAGAUAUGGAAGCCUACACACCCACCACCCCACAAGGAUGGAAUAAUGAAUGUCAGCAGGACUUGUCAUCUACAUUUUUAGCCCUGCCCUCACAUGCCCGGUGUCAGAUACCCUUGUACUGCUCUGGUUUUAGCUGUUGUAUUUAUGAUGAACACAUUCUGUAUCACCACUUUACUGUGGGGGUCAGACUGGAUGACUGUAAUCAUCUAGUCACCAUUCAAUUAGAGAAACUCUACAUAGAAAUCCCUCUUGUCAACUACACAUUUGGUGUUAGUGAGAAGAGGUGGAUUAUGAGUGUCUUGAGAUUUGAGUUUAGAAUAGAUGACCUACCAACAGAAAACAGCUACAAAAUCACUGCUUCUGUUCGCAUUUGCUUCGAACAGGCAUCAUGUGCAGUAGACACUAUCAACCUGUUGUCUGAUUUCAAGGUACCCAAAACAACAUGUGAAUGGGGAACAGGCUUCUUGACAGACUUUUCUUUAAAGUCUUGGCUUAGAGGUAAGGGAUUGGCAGACGGAGUGAACCUUUCCCAGACUGAUGCCAGACGGCUGGAAACAGCAGUUGGUCUCUCAGAUUACCUUGAGGACACCAAUCAGUGCAGCAGGGCUAGCAGUGAAUACCAGUCUAACAACAAUGAUGGAUGGAACAAUGAAUGUAGUGAUGCCUCAUUGCCACCCCCUCUACCACCAUCAGUCUCCUGCAGAAUCCUACCCGAUUGCAGCAGUAUUGACUGUUGUGCGGAUGUGAGCUUCCUUGCUAAUCGUUCUGUCAACAUCCAGGUCCUGAUGGAUCCGUGUGCUUCUGUCCUGAGUCUGAACAUUGAGAAGAUCCAACAUAACAUGACUUUGUACAACUACCAGUUUGGCAAGCUGGAUAAUUUCACACUGCAAGGAAUUAUUAAGAUUGACUAUAUGAUUGAGAAUUUUCCAUUAUUAAGAACCUAUGUUGUAAGCAUGAACUUAAGUCUGUGUUUGGAAUCCUCUGAGCCAAGUGACUGUGUGUACUCUGAAGUAAUUCUGAAGAAUGCAGUCCUUCCCAAACAGACCUGUGACUACGCUAUGGAUUACGUGAAUCCUGGGUUCAGUCUGGGAUCAUGGCUGUCCACCAAGGGUUACACCGAACCCCUGACAGGUGACCAAGCCAACUCUCUGAUGAGGGAUCUAGGAAUGGAGAAGUUUGUGAGUUUAACUUGUGAUAGAAACAGCUCCUUUUAUCAGCCAGAGACCAUUCCUGGAUGGAAGAUUGAACCAGGCUGCAUGGCUGAGCCAGUGGAACUGUGGGAGAAUGACACAAACUGUUACAUUAACAGUAACUGUACCAUGAUCAGUUGCUGCUUGGAUGAUGAGGUGACUGGUAAAUCUUAUCAGCUGUCUGUUCAGAUCCUGACCUGUGACCAGAAGCUGCUAGUCACCCUGGAGAGAAGAACUUUCACACUGCCUCUGGUGAACUAUGCUGAUGGAGCCACUCAUAUCUUUACGCUGUUUGGUGUUUUCAUUCUAGAACUCAACAUAGAUGAUCUGAUAUCUCGGAACGAGUAUGCUAUAUUUUUGAAACUGAAGCUUUGCUAUACCCCAAAAAUGAAUUGUGAGAAAAUCAUCACACUUCUGGAAAACUCGAGGUGCUCUAAAGUGAACUGCACUACAGAUCAGUUUGCCAUAAAUGAGUUUUCAUUGACCCAGUGGUUAAACGACAGUCAGAUAUCAGCUGGACCUGUGUUAGAGGAGUGGGUUGUAGAGCACCUUAACAUGGACCUCAAACUGUCUGCGCUACUUAUGAACCCUGCCUGUGACAAAACCUCCUACUUAGUGGAUCAGAACAACUGGAAUACAUCAAUGUGUCCCCAGUCUCUGUCUCUGCCAGCCCUCCCCACACACACAUCCUGCAUGCUGACAUCCUACUGCUCUGGACUGACCUGUUGUACAAACAUUGCACUGAUGAGGAUGACCUUCCAGUCUGAGGUCAAGCUAGAUAGAUGCCAAGGAAAAGUGUUUCUGAAAAUUGAAAAUCAGCAAAUGUCCAUUGCACUUCACAAGUUCCAGUUCUCAUCUUGGCAAAUAUACACCCUUGGGAAUGUGCUGAGGUUGAAGUACAAAGUAGAUCACAUAACAGCAGAGAGCAAGUACAGAUUUAGCCUGAAUGUUAGUGUCUGUUUGGAAACAUCAGAUGAAUGUUACCUCAAUUUUCCAGUGAUGACAGAUGUUGAUAUACCUAUUCUUGACUGUGAUUUCAACAAUGUGUCCUAUGCCAUCAAAGGUUUCAACUUCACAAAUUUCCUUAUCACUCGAGGACUUCCUCCGUCUUCUACAGUCUUGUCUUCUGACAAUACCCUGCAGCUACUGGAACAUUUGAGAGUGGAGACAUUCUUUAAUGACACUGCAUGUGACAGAGCCUCAUUUUCUGGUGCCCUUCCCUCAGGAUUUUCUAUAGAUGCUGGGUGCACUGAAGACAUUUCUCCUUUUCUGCUGAACCUUACCAAAACAAACUGUAGAAUUGGUUCCUCUUGCCUGGAUUUCCUCUGCUGUUCCCAGAUAACUACAAUUGGAAGGACUCUGAAUUACGAUUUCAGUGUUGAUCCCUGUUUGCAUACUUUGAGUGUCAGCAUUGAGGACUUUGACUAUCAGAGAUCACUAGUUAACUUUGAAUAUGGUGUUGCACAAACAUUUACUGUUGGCCAGGUCUUUGUAGUAGAGUACCAGGUAACAGAUUUGACCGGACAAAGACAGUUUUUAAUUGAUCUGAAGCUCAGUGCCUGCUUUGAUGAUGGUGAACCAUGUCAACAGAUCAUACCUAUCCUUAAAAACUACCUGGUGACAAAACCACAGUGUGCUUGGUAUACAGGAUUUGUACAGCCUGGUUUUUCCUACACCAGCUGGCAGAGCACUCAUGGAUUAACAGGGACUCUAGUUCUACAGUCCAGUGAUGUGGCAAGUCUUCUUAGCACAUUGGGAGUCACAAAGUAUAUGCAGUCUCCUUCUUGCAAUGGAAUGACUGGAGACUACGAAAAUCCGUAUCAGGGCUGGAGAUCAGUAUGUUCGAACGAUGAGGGAAUCAACAGACCUCUGUUUAACACCAGUUUAGCGACGUGUAUCCUGUCCCAGACUUGUACAGGAGUGAAAUGUUGUAUAAGUGUGCCCAGGCUGAGUUUAUCCGUCCAGUCCUAUGUGGAGGUCAAUUCUUGUAACCAAACACUGGAAUUGGGAAUAGAGAGAUUAAAAUUUAAUAGGAGUCUGUAUGGUUACAAGUUUGGAGAGCAUGAACAAUUUGAUCUUUAUGGAUUUGUGGUCAUUGAUUUUAUAAUAACUGACUUGCCAUUUGGAGGAAGCAAUGGCCAGUAUUUGGUGAAUUUGAACAUCAGUAUCUGUUUUGAGUCUGGACAGCCGUGUGACGCUGUGAUAUCUGUGUUUGAGGAUUCACUAUUGCCUAAAGAAAACUGCAACAGAAGAAGGGACUUCUUAGAUCCAGGAUUUUCUCUGGAUACAUGGAAAACUCAACAUGGCAUAAUCAGCAGUGGACCACUAGAUGUACACAAUGUAAAACUCCUAAUGCAGGACCUUGGGGUGGCUCCAUUUGUUAAGGAUCCCUCAGAUAGAUGUGAUUGGACCUCAUCUGCCUAUUCUGGAGCAAAUGCAGAUGGAUGGAGUGAUGGUUGUAACACCACAACGGAGGGGUUGUCUUCCCUUGGUGCUGAGACUCGCUGCUCCAUUUCCUCAUCCUGUACUGAUGUACACUGCUGUCUGAAGUCCAAAACCCUGCAGGAGAUGUUUGAUGCCUACAUCUACCUAGAGCCCUGCAACAGCAAGGUGACUGUAGGCAUAGAGAAGUUUCAGUGGAACGAUACACUAGUGGACUAUCAGUUUGGGACGUCCAUGCAUGUUUCUCUGUUUGGCCUCAUCAAUCUUGACUAUAUCAUCACAGACUUGGUGAGUGAGAAUGUAUAUGGAGUAAGAUUCAACUUGAGUAUUUGUUUGAACUCCACUGGUCCCUGUGAAGUUCAUGUAGAAGUGUUCAAUGAAAAUCGGCUAAACAAACCCAGCUGCAACUGGACCAGAGACUUUGCUAUUGAAGGUUUCUCCUUGGAGUCAUGGCUGUCAGAAAGAGGUUACACAGACUCAGCUGAUUUGCCCAAUUACAUUGUAUCUCAGCUGCUGCAAGACCUUGACAUAGCUCCAUUUCUAAGUGACACUAGCUGCAACAGGAGAUCUUUCCCUUUUUACCCAAACACAGAUGGAUGGAACAAAGCUUGUGGUGAGUAUGUGGCCCUGAGCCCUAUAUCCUCCAACACAACCUGCCAUAUUUUUGACUUCUGUACUGGUGUGAGGUGCUGCUCAGAAGUGGGAUUUAUUCGUCAAUCUCUGAAUACAUUCCUCAUCAUUGACAACUGUAACUACAAACUGGCUGUUGGGAUUGAGAAGCUGGUAGUCAAUAGUAGUUUACACUCCUAUGUCUAUGGUACUACUGAGACAGUCAUGUUGAAUGGAGUUGUCAGGUUACAGUACUCCAUUAAUGAUUUUCCUAAUGAGAACAAGUUCCAAGUGAAUGUCAGUCUGAAAAUCUGCUUUGAAACCAACAAACCCUGUUUACUAGAAAUUCCAGUAUUCUCCAACACAAAGCUGCCAAAGAAGGUGUGCGACUGGACAACAGACUUCCUGGAUCCAACCUUCUCCUUCACUGCAUGGAAAAGCGAGAGAAAAAUCACAGGGACGGGUCUGUCAGACAAUUUCCUGGCAGAGCUAAUGGAUGACCUAGGACUGUCUUCAUUCAUACUGAGCAAGGAAGAAAAAUGUAGUAACAGUAAAACGCCAUUUACUCCUGCUGUGGAUGGUUGGCAUAAUGAGUGCCCCCAGACCCUGAGGUCAGCCCUUCCCUCCCUGUCUGGUCAGCCCAUCACCUGUCACAUCAACUCCUCUUGUAGUGGUCUUCAGUGCUGUGUUGAUGUGGCUUCCCUCAGCACCAGCUUUGUCACCAAGCUGGAGGUAGACCCUUGCACCUACAAGAUGACUGUGGGAAUUGAGAAACUCACCUUCUCUAAAGACUUGUUUGAUUAUGAGUGGGGACAGCAGGAAGAAAUUUGGAUGUUUGGGGUGGUCAGAAUGAAAUUCACAUUGUAUGACCUGUACACAGAGGGAUAUUUCCUAAUCGACCUUCAGGUGGAGGUGUGCUUGGAAGCUAGCAAUGUGGAUAACUGUGACCUGUCCAUUGUUGUCUUAAAAAAUUACUACCUUCCGAAGCAAAACUGCAGCUGGGACCCUGGGUUUGUGACAUCAGGCUUCAACAUUUCUAGCUGGUUGGCUAGCCAAGGAGUGCCGUAUACAGAGCCACUAGACAGCUCAGUGGUGGACAAUCUCGUGUCCGACCUCUCAGUGGCACAGUUUCAACUGGAACCUUCUUGCUCCUGGACAAGUCAUGAGUACAGUGAUGUGGCCACCAAAUGGAACAAUUACUGCUCACCUAGUGUACAGACUUCACUGUCUGGUGUGUCUGACAGAACCCUGUGCAUCGUGUCCCCAUCCUGUACAAACAUUACCUGCUGUGUCAAUGUCCCUCUUCUUAACAGGACAUUUGAGGUUCAACUGGCAAUAGAUCAAUCCUUCAACGUGAUGAGAACAUAUGUAGAAAAAAUCUCAAGGAGACAAUCUCUGGUUGGGUACAGUUUUGGGACACAGGAGAAACUGAGUGUUCAAGGAGUGUACAAGCUACUGUACAAAGUGAAUGACUUGGUGGAUGGAAACUUGUUUGAUGUGUCCAUGACUGCUCAGGCCUGUUUUGUGGAUGGUGCAUCAUGUAACUACAGUGUCCCCAUUCUGACAAAUGCCUUGAUACCAAAGGUUAACAGAAUGUGGAAUACUAGCUACACCUUCAACGAUUUUUCCCUGUCUCAAUGGUUGAGGGAGAAGGCAGUGGUAGCUGGCUCUGUUCUCCAACCUCAUCAUGUUAGUGAACUGUUUGAGAAACUGUCUAUAAAGGCUUACAAAAGGACACCUUCAUGUGAUAGAAAUGAAUCUGUCUAUGCCUCUCCAGAUGGCUUGGGAUGGAACAAUGAUUGUGCCGCAGUAAGUGAUAUGUUACCUUUGACCUCCUAUCCCCUGACCUGUAGCCUGGACAGUACCUGUAACAAAGUGUCCUGCUGUGUGGAUUCAGGGUUCACUAACUCAACAUUUGAGGUGGUUUUUGACUUGAACCACUGUACAAGAAUGUUAAGUCUGGAGAUUGAAGAUUUAAAAGUGCAGAUUCCAUUUUCAGAAAUUCAGUGGGAGAUGCCAUCAAACUUCUAUUUGAACAGUGUGGUCAGACUAGAUUACACUGUGUAUGACCUGUAUGCAGAGAACUUUUAUUUGGUUGAUUUGAAGUUAUCGGUGUGCUGGGAAACCUAUGAACCAUGUGAAUUUGAAGCACAGCUAUUUAAGAACAAAAUGUUACUGAAAAGAACAUGUCCAGGAAACAUGACCUUUGAACAUUCAGGAUUCUCCUUGAGCACAUAUGCCACUACAAAUGGCCUUGACCAGAAUAACCUCCAGGGAAAUGACCUGGCUUACCUGUACAACUACCUGGGGAUUUCUAGUUACCUGUACACGCCCACCUGUAACAGAAGUGAUGACAAGUACACACCUAGUACUAAUGGAUGGAAAAGUGCAUGCCCAGUAAAUAUAACAUCCAUGCUGCCACCUUUGGCAUCCAAUGUGAACUGUCAUAUAACCUCAACAUGCACCAAGAUAGAGUGCUGUCUUGAUGUUGCAAAGUUUGACUCUCGGCCACUGAACUUCUACAUAUUCUUGGAUAAUUGUGAUUGGAUGAUUAGCUAUGGAAUGGACAGUUUCAUUGUAAAGCCAACAAUUUUACUUGAUUUUGAAUUUGAUGUGUGGCAUGAACUUUGGAUGAAGGGGGUUUUCAGAAUGAGAUUCAUAGUUACUGAUUUACCUGGAGGUGACAAGUUUCUAGUCAGCUUGACUUUUAGUGUGUGCUUUGAAGAUGGCUCAGUUUGUGAACAGGAGGUGGGCAUUCUCAACAAUGCUCUUUUACCAAGACAGUCAUGUGACUUUAACAUUGGAACCCCAAUAUUAAAUUUCACCUUCACUGAAUGGAAGAGACAAAAAGGCUACAUGACCAUGGAAGCAUUUAGUAUUGCUAAGUUGGAAGAAGAACUAGGAUUGUAUGGAUAUCUGCAUAAUUCCACCUCCAUGUGUAACAGAACUGAUGGAAUAUAUUCUGGCUCAACUAAUGCCUGGAGAAAUGACUGUCCCAUUUCUAUCUAUGGAAGCCUUCCUUACAUUGAUGGUCCUAUAACCUGUAACCUGGGCCCCACCUGUACCUCUGUCACCUGCUGUGUCCAGUUAGAGCCACUGUCCAGACAUCUUACCUUGAUGUUGAGUCUGAAUCACUGUCAGGACAAGAUGGACAUCAUGGUGGAUAAAUACUCGCAGCAGAUAAGGAUCAGCCAGUACCAGCACUGGGGCACCACUCAAGUUUUGGAUGUCAGCAAUGUUGUAAAACUAAGUUUUAAAUUGGAGAAUCUAGAGAGUGAGAACACCUUCCUGAUCAGCUCUUCCAUCAUUACCUGCUGGGAGGGGCCAUCCAACUGUCAGAACUAUGCACUCUUCAGCAAUGUCAGACUGCCUAAAUACACUGGUUUGUCUGAAUGUGACUGGAAAUCUGAGUUCAUCCAGUCAGAUUUCUCAGUGAGUAGUUGGGUUUCCACCAAUGGCUAUACAGACAGCACACCCCUUGCUGCUGUCGCACAACAGAAUCUGAUGAAGUACCUCCAAAUGGCUUACUACAAAGACCCUGAUUGUGAUGGAACGAGUGGCCCUUAUACUCCAGCUAAUGCAGACAGGUGGAACACAAGUUGCUCAACUAGUACGGAUCUGUCGCCACUUCCAAGUACCAUGUCCUGCCACCUGCCUGACAUCUGUACAGGCCUGGACUGUUGUGUGUCCAGCUCCAAACUGGGCAGAACAUUUAGGACAUUCCUAGAUAUCGACCCCUGUAUAUCCAAAAUUACAGUGGGCAUUGAUAACUGGAGGUUUACAGAGACGCAUAGGAAUUUAUCCACAGGUUUGACAAAGAGCAUAUGGUUACAGGGUGUAGUAAGAAUGGAUUUUGAUGUAGAGACUCUGUGGAGUGACCAAAUGUACAUAGCCAACUUAAAGAUUAGCAUUUGUUUGGAGAGUGGUGGACCCUGUGAAAUCAGCAACCAAACCGUGUUCAACAACAGCCUUUUAGCCUUCAGACAAUGCAUCUGGGCUCAGACUUUGCCAAGCGGAUUUUCUUUAAGUUCCUGGAAAUCCACUAACAAUUUCUCCACCAGUGACCCUCUACCAGACUAUGCCAUCGCCAAGGUUAUGGAUCUGUUAGACCUGUGGAGAUACCGGAAAUCGACCACCUGUCAGAGACCUCAACCACCAUACUCGCCUACAUACAUUGGAUUUGUACAAGAGUCUCCCUGUAACGUGCCUGGUUUGCCCUACAAUCUGCAGAAGAAGACUUACUGUGUGGUGCAGUCCUCUUGUACUGCCAUCUCCUGCUGUACAGAUGAUCCAGAUAUGGACAAGACCUUCACGUGGUUCAUUGACAUUGAUGUUUGUAACCAUAUUCUGAAGAUGGGCAUUGAGGAGUAUUCAGCAGACUUUUCACUUCUUAAUUUCCCAUUCAGGAAGACACAGUACUUUGUACUUUCAGGAGUAUACAAAAUAAGCUACAUCAUCUAUGAUCUUAGAGGAGUUGGGGAAUACAUGAUGAGUGCUGAUGUCUCGGUGUGCUAUGAGCCCAGUAGUUGUGUUUUCACUGACAUUAUACUAAUCAAUGUGAGAUUCCCCAGACCAACCUGUGAUUAUAAGUCCACAGACUUUAACCUGCCAGGAUUUUCCUUGACAUCAUGGACAUCUGACAAUGGUUUGUCCGGAGGAAUUCUACCAAAUUAUGCAGCAAGAAAACUGAUGAAGGAUCUUGGAGUUGCUAUGUACAUGAAUGAAACCUCUUGUAGCUCUGGAACAGGCAUUUACUCUGGCCUUGUUGAUGGAUGGAACAAAGAGUGUGGUACAUCAGUCACAACAGAUCCCUUGGCCUCGGGUAUUGUGUGCCACAUUCCCUCCACCUGUACCACAGUGCAGUGUUGUGUAGACGCCACCACACCACUAGGACGCUCCUUUACCACUGUUCUAGAUCUGGACCCCUGUAGCCACCAACUCACUGUUGGCAUCGAGAACUUCAUGCACACAUUUUCUCUGCUGGAUUUCAAGUUUGAUGAGAUACAUCACUUUUACUUGAAGAAUGUUGUCAGAAUGAUGUACUCAAUCUAUGACUUAGAGAGUGAUGGGAUGUAUAUAGUAGAUCUAAACAUCAGUUUGUGCUUUGAGUCUGCUAGCUCUUGUGAUCUGGAUGUAGAGGUAUUCAAGCAGACAGUUUUGAAGAAGAGAACUUGCCCAAGAUAUACAGGGUUCCUGCAAUCGGACUUCUCCCUGACUGUUUGGAAGCAGAACAAUGAAGUGAAUGGCACCACUUUGACCACAGCAGAGAUAGUGGUUUUACAGGAGGACCUGGGACUGUCCAGGUACUUUCUGGACACAGCUUGUUCUAGGCAGUCCUCAUUGUACAACCCACAUAGAGACUACUGGAAAAAUGAUUGUGGAUCAACAGCUACAGGAAUCGGUCAGUUUAUGACUACUGACAACAUCAACUGUCACUUGGCAUCAAACUGUACCACCUUGACAUGCUGUAUGGAGGAUAAUGUUACAAAGUCCCACAUAGAAGUCCAAGCAACUAUCGAUCCUUGCACUUUCAGCAUGAAACUGAGAAUUGAAAAGAUGGCAGUUGACAUUUCUUUAUUUAAUUAUACUUGGGGCGAACUUGAAAGAAUGGAUCUGUAUGGUGUAUAUGUUGUCAGCUUUACUCUGGACAAUCUGUACAAUUCUAAACAGUACGUGCUAAGUCUGAACAUCAGUCAGUGUUAUGAAUCUGACUGUGGAGUCAACCAUGUCAUUAUUACCAAUUCCCUGCUGUCUAAACCUGUCUGUGAUUGGGCUAUGGAUUAUCUCAUCACUAACUUUUCCUUGGCCCGAUGGAGGACAGACAGGUCCCUCCCAGAAACUGGAGCUAUUCCCAGUAACUACCUCCUAAGAUUAAUGGAUGAAACUGGGAUAGCUGGGUAUCUGAAAGUACCCAGCUGUGACAAGUCUACUGGCCUGUACGCUGGAGUGGUCAUUGGGUGGACCAGUGCCUGUACUGUCAACAUGACCUUGAUGAACUUGACCUCUGACCUGAGCUGUAGUCUGCUGAACUCCUGUACGGGGGUUCAGUGUUGUGCGACAUCCUCUACCCUUCAAAGAACUUUUGAAGUUUACAUAAACAUUGAUUCAUGUACCAGCAUUCUCAGCAUACAAAUAGAGCAACUAUUCUACAAUCAAACACUGGUCGAUUUCCAAUGGGGAGUGGAGCAACAUUUAUGGUUAUUUGGAAUAUAUAGAGUUGACUACAUGAUAGAUGACUUGCUGGAGGAAGUUGCCUAUUUAGUUACCCUGGAAAUAAAGUCCUGCUUUGAGACCUCCACUCCACAAUGUGAUUCUUCGGAGUCCUACACUGUGUUCAACAGGACAAUACUACCCAAAACAGAGUGCAUCUGGAGAGCAGAUUUCAAACAAACUGGGUUUUCACUAUCGACUUGGCUGUCUAACAAUGGUCUUGCUGACACCACAGCACUUCAACAACAGAGUCACAUGAUUUCCCAGCUGUUGGAUGAGGUGUCAGUAUCCCAGUACCUACAAACACCACCAUGUGAUGGAUCCAAGGGAGUGUAUGCCUCAGCAGUCAAUGGGUGGAGCUCUUUGUGCAGCAGCAGUGUAAACACAGGUAAUGUAACGGGCAGUGUCUGUCAUCUGACGUCAACCUGUACAUCCGUGGAGUGCUGUACAGAGAUUGACUUCCUACAGAGAUCCUUCAGAACGUACCUCAGAAUCGACCCUUGUAACUUUGUCAUGGUGGUGGGCAUUGAGACCUUCAACAGGAACAUCUCACUCUCAGGAUACCAGUGGGGAACACAAGAGCAUUUCUGGCUUUCAGGAAUAAUAAGAUUAGACUUUACCGUGGAUGACAUGUAUGGAGAAAGACUGUUCUUGGUCAACAUGAACCUGAGUUUCUGUUUUGAAUCAGCUGCAACUUGUUUCAAAUCCAUUGGAGUGUUUCAAGAUACACUUUUACCAAAAUCAACAUGUAGCUGGAAUUCCCUAGCAGGUUUCUCUUUGAGUAACUGGAGAUCCAGUAAUGGAGUCCCAGCAGGUGCCCCAAUGACAGGCUGGCCAGAGUCUCUGUUGUAUGAAGAGCUGGACAUUGCUCAGUAUCUGUAUAACACACAGUGUGUCAGGGGAUCUGGACUGUACACAAGCUCUAAAGUAUCAGGAGUGGAUAUUGGUUUCAAUACAGAUGCUGGCUCACAUUUACAGUUAUGCCAGUUGUCAGUGGACUUCAGUGACCACCACAUGGCUACCACCACAGCAGACAAGGCAACAUGUUACCUGCCCUCAUUGUGUACUGCUGUAGACUGCUGUGUAGAGAUCACCUCUCUGUCUCGCUCAUUUAACUUCUACAUCAACAUAGACCCCUGUAACUACCUCCUGAGGGUGGGCAUAGACAAUUUCUACUUCAACCAGUCGCUCGACAGAUACACAUUUGGAGAAGAGAGACUGUUUUCAAUGGCGGGAAUCUUGCAAUUACGAUACACAGUCAAUAAUUUAGUGGAUGAGAGAAUGUACUUGGUGAAUUUGAAGAUAAGCGUAUGCACAGAGAGUGGGUGUGAAGCAAACUAUACCAUCUUCAAGGACAUGCUUUUGCCAAAAAUAUCCUGUUCCUGGAACAGUGGAUUUAUUGACACAGGUUUUGUCGUGUCAAAUUGGAUGUCCAGUAAUGGGUAUAGCAGCCCACUAACAGACACACAGACAGCAGAACUCAUGAAGAUAGUUGGUGUAGGUCCAUAUCUUUUGGAAGAUCAGUGCAGUUCUACGUCGGGAAGAUUUAUAAAUGAACAAAAUGGAUGGGUUAAAGGUUGCUUCUCUCCAGUAACUCUGACCAAUCUGACAUCAACACCAUUGGUAUGUUACUUAGAUUCUACAUGCACUGCAGUAGACUGUUGUAUCCAGGUCACUCGCAUCAGUAGAACCCUCAAUGUCAAGGUGACCUUAGAUCCAUGUUCUCACAUGCUGACAGUUGAAUUGGAGAGAUUCAAAAUCAAGCUGGAUUUGCUGACCUACACAAAAGGCACAGUGAAAGAGUACUCUCUGCUUGGAUUCUUGACAAUUAGCAUGAAAUUAGAUGACUUGAGAUCCCAGAACAACUACUUGCUGGAUUUGGAUGUUAGGGUUUGCUUUGACAACAGCUCUACAUGUGAUGUUAUUGUGUCUGUACUGAAAAACACAAAGUUACCACAGAGGUCAUGUGACUGGUCAGCUGGUCUUCAAGGCAUGUCUGUGGCUAAAUGGUUGACCAACCUAAAUGUGGACAAUGCUACUAACCCGCUACCAGACCACCUACAGAGUUUGCUGCUUGAGGAUCAUGGGAUAUCGAACAUGAUGAAAGAAACUCAUUGUAGCAGAACAACAGAUCCCAAAUACACUACAACAAAUACCACAGUGAAUGGCUGGAACAUAGAUUGCACCUCGGCCCCUCCACUGCCCGAGCUUUCAGGGGACAUAACAUGCUACAUGUCUGACUCCUGCACCAGUGCCAGUUGUUGUGUUGAGGUGGCCAGGUUUGAUAAGAGGUCUGUAGAGGUAGCCCUGGACUUUGAUCAGUGUGGAAACUAUCUGGAUGUCUCUGUGGAAAAGAUUACCACCUCAUUCCUCCUCAAUGACUUCAAAUAUGGAGUACAGCAGAAAACCUCUUUGAAAGGAAUGUUUGAGAUGCAAUACAAUAUCAGAGAGGAUGACAUCAACAAGAAGUUUUCCUUUGACUUGAUGUUUGCUGUAUGCUAUGAAACAGGCUCUUGUGAUGAGACAUUUACCAUAUUCAACAGUACCGAGUAUGACAAAGUGACAUGCAGUUACAAAUAUGACUUCCUAGUCUCUGGGUUUUCCCUGAUUUCUUGGAGAUCUGCAAGGUCUAUAGCAAGUGUGAAUGAUAUCACUGAGGCUCAGGCUGAUGAUCUCUUUAUGGAACUUGGCUUGGAUCACUUCAUGUCUGCUGAUGAGAAAUGUUCAUCUUCUGACCUAAUUUACAAUGGCACAGUGAAUGGCUGGACCAAAGCUUGUACCAGCAGUGUGCCUGUGCUGCCCACCAUUACUGACAGUGUUUGUCACCUAAAAGCAGAUUGUACGUCAGUGGAGUGCUGCACAGAUAUAGGAUUCCUACAGAGAACUUUCAAAACGUCAGUCACUCUGGACCCUUGUAACUUCCUACUCACUGUCAGCAUAGAGCGCAUGACAAGGGAGAUCACUCUCACUGGAUACAGCUGGGGUAAACAAGAGCAUCAUUGGCUGAAUGGAGUAGCAAGAUUGGACUACUCUGUGAAAGACAUGUAUGGUGAAAGAAAAUACCUUGUGAGCAUGAAUAUGAGCUUCUGUUUUGAGACAUCUGGAGCCUGUUACUUAAGUUUCAAAAUACUAGAGGACACCAUUCUACCUAAAGUUCUCUGCUCAUGGGAGAACACACCAAGCUUCUCAUUGAAUGCAUGGAAGACUGGUAAAGGUUUGAUUCCAGUAGCCCCCCUCCCCUCGUGGGCACAGACAUUGUUGUUUGAAGAACUGGGAAUGGCACAAUACCUUACGCCCACAGCAUGUUCCAGGGGAUCAGGACUGUACAUAGACUCCAAGAGUGGAGCAGACAAUAUAGGAUUUAAUACAGAUUCAGCAACCUACUCUCAGUUAUGUCAGUUAUCAGUGGACUAUAGUGACCACCACAUGGCUACCACCACAGCAGACAAGGCAACAUGUUACCUGCCCUCAUUGUGUACUGCUGUAGACUGCUGUGUAGAGAUCACCUCUCUGUCUCGCUCAUUUAACUUCUACAUCAACAUAGACCCCUGUAACUACCUCCUGAGGGUGGGCAUAGACAAUUUCUAUUUCAACCAGUCGCUCGACAGAUACACAUUUGGUACAGCUGACAAUUUCUUCAUGACUGGAAUAUUGCGUAUAGUUUUUAGCAUAGAAGACUUGACAGAUGACAAAGCAUAUCUGGUGUCUAUGAAUAUUAGCAUCUGCACUGAGAGCAUAUGUGAGGCCAGUUACGUCCUUUUGAGUAAUAUGAUGCUUCCUAAGCAGCCUUGUAGCUGGUCAGAGGGAUUUGCCUUUCCAGGCUUUUCUUCUGCACAGUGGAUGAAUGACAAUGGCUACUUGUCUCCCCUUUCUGCCUCUGAGACAGCUGAACUUAUGGCAUACAUGAGGGUAGGGAGGUACUUGAUAAAUCCUACGUGUGAUGCUUCAACAGGGAUAUACUCAGGAACAACUGAUGGAUGGAACAACACCUGUAUAGCAGCAGAGGGAAUCCCCGCUUUGACUUCUGACCCUGUGGCCUGCCAUUUGGCCAAUUCCUGUUUGGCCAUAGAUUGUUGCAUCAGGGUCACUAAAAUAAGUAGGAACCUCAACAUUAAACUUGAGCUAGAUCCUUGUGCAUACAUGAUGACAAUAUACAUGGAGAGAUACCAGAUAGAGGUGGACCUUCUCACUUUUAACUACAGCACUGCUACCACAUACCAGUUGAUGGGCAUGAUCAGAAUGAGUUUAACACUAGACAACUUGGAGUCACAGAACGAGUACUUGGUCAGCCUUGAUGUCAGUGUUUGCUUUGAGAGUGGGUCAGCAUGUGAUGUCUCCAUGUCUGUUUUAAAGGAUUCUAAACUUCCUAAAAUGACAUGUGAUUGGACAGCUGGAUUAGGAGGGUUUUCUCUGGGGUCAUGGCUGAGGGAACAUGGAGUCAAUGGUAAUCCCAACCCACUGCCAGAUCAGUUUCAAAGUCUUCUACUGGAGGAUCACGGAAUAGCUAACAUGUUGAAGGACAACAGAUGUGAUAGAUCUUCUGAUGAAAGAUACAAAACCGUAAAAUCAAUAAAUGGGUGGAUAAAAGAAUGUGAAUCAACGACGGUAUUGAAGAACUUACUACCAGGUAAUAUCACCUGUUUCAAUCCCACAUCUUGCACCGCUGCCUCCUGUUGCCUGGAGAUCGAGCGUUUAGGAGGACGAUCAGUGGAAGUGUCUCUGGACUACAAUCAUUGUGGGAACUACCUAGAUAUCACUAUAGACAGGAUUCCCAUCAAACAGUAUCUGACAGAGUUUCAGUAUGGCACAGAGCAGACAGUUUCACUGAAAGGGAUGUUCAAGCUUAAGUACAAUAUUACAAAAGAUGAAGUGCAAAGAAAAAUUAAAUUAGAUUUCGAGGUGCAAGCAUGCUAUGAACCAGGAUCAUGUGAAGAGACUUUUGUCAUAUUUGAACAGACAGCAUUCAAUAUGAAAACCUGCACAUACAAUGAAGGAUUUCUUAACUCAACUUUCUCUUUGACCAACUGGAUGAGUGCCCGGUCCAUUGCUGAUGUGGCUUCUAUAACAGAGGCUCAGGCAGACAGUCUGUACAUGGAGCUGGGACUGGACCACUUUAUGUACAACACAGAUCAGUGUACUCUCUCUGAUACAACAUAUGGACCCGCAACAGGAGGAUGGAUAAGCGAUUGUCCCUCAAUACCAUCAUCUACACUGGGUAGCAUUACUGACAAGAACAAGGUAAGGUGCCACCUGAAAUCAAGCUGUGAUUACGUGUCCUGUUGUGUGUACAUGGCUGAAGUUAAGAGACAUGCCAGGGUGGACAUGGAGAUCAGUGUUUGUAACCAUACCAUGAACGGAGCCAUUGAUAAUCUUCAAGUUUCCACAGACCUAAUGAGCUACACUUGGGAUACGGAUAAAGAAUUUAGUCUGCAUGGAGUGAUCAAAUGGAAAGCCAGACUGAUUGAUGUGCCAUCUCAGCAUGUACAUGUGGCUGUCUUUACAAUCAGUACCUGUUUCGAGAGUAGCACAUGUCACGAAGAGACAAUUCUUGAUAACACAGUUUUCCCCAAAGAAUCAUGUGACUGGAAUGCUGAUAUUCAAGGUGGAUUUUCUGCCUCAACUUGGAUGACAAGUAACAGUUACACAUCUCCUCUAAAUGCUGCUCGCACUUCAGAAUUAAUGACUGAAAUGGGAACCUCAAAAUACUUGUUGACCACGGCUUGUCUUUCAAAUUCGGGCAUCUAUGCCUCACCAACCAUGGGAUGGACGAAAGCAUGUGCCUCUUCUGUAUCUUUACCUGACAUCAGCUCCAAGUCAGUGGUGUGUCACCUGGAUGACACCUGUACAGGUGUAGAGUGCUGUCUGUCCCCAUCACUGCUCAGCCACUCCCUCAAUGUCAAAGUCAGUCUGGAUCCCUGUACUUUCUUGAUGACCAUCUACCUGGAAAAGCUGAGAAUCAGUGUGGAUCUAUACAACUAUGUGCAUGGAACAACUCAGAGGUUUUUCUUAAAAGGCAUGCUUGGUAUUGAAGUAAGUUACUAUGAGCUACAGGCACAAAAUCAGUACAUUGUGGACUUGGACAUCAGUGUGUGCUUUGAAAGUGCUUCCGCCUGUGCAAUUGUGGCAUCAGUCCUGAAUAACACAGUCCUACCCAAGAGAGACUGUGAAAGAUCUGCUGAAAUGACUUUUUCGGUGAACAACUGGAUUGCUGGGAAGGGUUACUCAGGAACUCUGACACCGCUGCCUGGGCACUUACAACAGAGAGUGACAGAAGAACAUGGGGUAGCUAACAUGAUGAAACAACAUGUCUGCAACAGAACAGCUGAUACUGUCUAUACUUUGUCCACUGUUGUCAAUGGAUGGAUAACAGAGUGUUUACCUGCCCCAACACUACAGGAUCUGAGCAGUAAAGCCAUCACCUGCUACAAUCCUAGCUCUUGUACUGGAGUCACUUGUUGUAUGGAGAUUGACAGAUUUAAUGGGCGACCUCUAGAAGUAGUGGUAGAUUUUAAUGAGUGUGCAAACUACAUGGAUAUCACUGUAGAGAGAGUACCAGUCAGAAUGUAUAUAACAGAUCUAUUUCUAAAUGAUACAACAUACACAGUAGGCUUGAAAGGGAUGUUCAAAACAAGCAUUUCUAUCAACACGGAUGGAGAAAACAAACAGUACAGAUUUACUCUAGAUGUUUCAGCAUGCUACAACACUGUACUCUGCAGUCAGACCUACAAUAUCUUCUCCAACACUAUCUUCAACAUGAAAACCUGCAACUACACAGGAGGAUUUAUCAAUUCAUCUUUCUCUUUGACCAACUGGAUGAGUGCCCGGUCCAUUGCUGAUGUGGCUUCUAUAACAGAGGCUCAGGCAGACAGUCUGUACAUGGAGCUGGGACUGGACCACUUUAUGUACAACACAGAUCAGUGUACUCUCUCUGAUACAACAUAUGGACCCGCAACAGGAGGAUGGAUAAGCGAAUGUCUAAGUGGAAUUCCAACCUCAACACUGGGAAACAUUUCCAAUCCAGCAGAAAUCCGUUGUCACAUUGCUUCAUCAUGUGAUCAGAUCUCUUGUUGUAUGUACCUGGCACCAGUAAAACGCCAUGUUGAAACCGUCACAAAAUUUAACUUCUGCAGAUAUAAAAUGGAAGCAAGGAUUGACAAACUGAAAGAUACAACUGAUCUUCUGGAUUAUUCAUGGGGGUCAUCCAAAGAGUUUAAUUUGAAUGGAGUUGUAAGAUGGAAGAUGAAUCUUGAGGAUUUGGUAGUUCAGAGAAAGUAUGUAGCAGACCUACAGAUUCAAGUCUGCUAUGAAGCGGCCACAUGCACUAUAAGUGAGAAUGUUCUAGUGGACACAAAGAUCACACAAUCUGUAUGUGACUGGACUACUGGACUCCAAGGAUUUGGAUUAUCCACCUGGUUGACAAACCAAGGUCUGAAUGCUGCUCUUGAUCCGCUAUCAACUUUCCAAAAGUCAGAGCUCCUAAAAGAUCAUGAGAUUGAAAACAUGAUGCAGUCACCUUCCUGUAGUAGAACAACAGACCCAAUUUACUCAGCAGCUGGAUUUGAUGGCUGGAAUUCUAAUUGCACCAGUCCUCCCUCUCUAAGGAACCUGACAGGAGAAGCCAUAACAUGCUACAAUCCUUCCAUCUGCUCUGCAGCCAAAUGUUGCCUGGAUGUUUCUCGACUGUCUGGUCAAUCUGUGGAAGUAUCUCUUGUCUUCAGCCAGUGUCGGAAUUACCUGGACAUCACUGUAGAAAAAAUAACGGUCAAUCAUUACCUACACAACUUUACAUUUGGUACAGAACAGAAAAUGUCUCUAAAGGGCAUGUUUGAAUUGAGGUACAAAAUCACAGAGGACACAGCCAAUAACAAAUAUAAAGUAGACAUGUCUGCCCAUGUGUGUUAUGAAGAUGGUGCUGCUUGUGCUGAGAGCUUCACCAUAUUUACGGACACAGAAUUUUCAAUGAAAAGCUGCACUUACAAUGAUGGAUUUCUGGACCCAGCUUUCUCUUUGACCAACUGGAUGAGUGCCCGGUCCAUUGCUGAUGUGGCUUCUAUAACAGAGGCUCAGGCAGACAGUCUGUACAUGGAACUGGGACUGGACCACUUUAUGUACAACACAGAUCAGUGUACUCUCUCUGAUACAACCUAUGGCUCUGCUACAAAUGGAUGGAAAAAUGACUGUACAACAAAAACAGCAUCGUUGACUGAUCCAACUCAACAGAACCUGGUGAGAUGUCACAUACCAGCUUCUUGUGAGCAAGUCACAUGUUGUGUAUAUAUAGCACUAGUUAAACGGCACACCAAAAUGGAACUCGAUAUGAAUACAUGUACUUACAAAAUUAAUUCAGUUGUGGGAAAUCAAGUAGCCAAGGAAGAUAAUGAACUCUUCAACUAUGUGUGGGGGACAGAUGAAGAAAUACAAAUCCAUGGUGUUGUAAAGUGGGGUUACAAAGUGUCGCACAAUCCUGCAACAUCCACAUUUGCAGUCCAGGGCAAAGUCAGUUUGUGCUAUGAUGCCGGUUCAUGUACUGAUGUUGAGAUGAAUUAUCAGCUUGGCUAUGAAGUCUGUACACCACCACCUUCAGCAAUAUACAUGCCAGGGGUACCAUUUGGACUUUGGAAGCUCACACAGUGCACUGGAUUUACUUAUGAUACAUCAGGUUGCCCUGAAUUCAAUCUUCCAAUCGAUGGACAAAACAAUUGUGGCAUUCUACCAGACUGUUCAGGAAUUGAGUGUUGUCUUAGCACUGUCUUUGAUUUGGGCUCUAGAAAUAUCUACUUCAAAAUCCGAGUCAACUGUGGAAGCAAUAGUGUUGAUUUUGAAAUUGAAAAUGAAGAAUACAGCAAGGCUCUGUCAUCUUUAACAGAUGGAAUUUCAGCUACAGAGACUAUUGGGAGUACACCCACAUUUAGUCUUGACUACUCCAAGACAAAAGUUAAUGAUACUCAUGAAAUCUCAGCAUCUCUAACUAUACGUGACACUUCCCCAACAACGUAUUCAUUGAUUGAUGAUAACAGUUAUAUAAAUACAACAUCAUGUACCACAAAAAAGAGGAAACGACGAUCCACCAAUCUGUCACAACUUGAUCCAACUGAUUUCAAAGCUGGGGUGAGGUCUUUGCUGCAGAGUGGAGCCACCAAUGAAGACAUUGAGGCUUUCAGAGUUCUCUGCCAAAAUUAUGUAAAUUCUGCAAGGUUGACCAAUUUGGCCAGUACUUUUCUUUCAAAUGAUGAUGCAAAAACAAGCAUGAAGACACAGAUAAUGUCACUAGGAUUUAACAACCCUCUGACUUUACCAGUUUUGAAUGAUAUACCCGGAAAUUCCACCAUUCAAGGAGCGGAAUCCAUCGAGGAACUUAUUGGUCCAGGACCCAUUCCUUCAGCAGAGAGGGAUGGUGGAAUUUAUGUAGUCGGACAAGGUCUGAAUGCUAAAGGUACGAAGUUGUUGAGCAGAAAGCUGGCUUGCAUGACGAUUGGAGAUCUGGAGGCAAUACUAGACUUAAAGAACAUGAAUGCUUCUCAAGUUUCCCAGCUAUUAUCCCAACUGAAAGAUUUAGUCAAAGCUUUGUACUCGGACUUCAAUAGCAGAUUAAAUCUAAGCAGCAGUACAGAUAAUAUUUUCAAGAAAUUUGACCUGGAGCUUUUAGGAAACAGAGAUUUUCCUCGACAAACUUGCAAUCUCUUCACGUAUGACAAGACAUUCCUUGUUGGAGGCCUCAUCAAAAUGAACUUUGGAUUCAGUGCAACGGGAACCUUUGGUUCAAUCUUCACUGCCAAUGUGAAGGUUAUGGAUAUGACAGGUAUUGUAAAGGUGGAUCCAUAUGGAUCAGUGGUGGUAAAAGGUCAACUCUUUGUUGGAAAUUUUUUGAAUGGGACUCUGAAGUUGGAAGGAAGCAUGAUUGAAGUGGGAUUUCCAUCAACAGCAGAACUUAGCUUCAGUAAAUUUCCACUAGAAGUGGGAGUUCAAAUGUACCUUAAUCUGAAACCUGUGAGGCUGACACUUCAAGCAAAAGUUGUAAUGAAUGUCGAUCUGGGAUUUGUGCAAUUUCAGAAAGAACUAUUUAGGUCCACCCUAUGGAGUUACAAGUCGCCUACUAUUCAAAGGCUUAUUAUAGAUCUGAAGAAACAAGAACAAGAUCAGACACCCCCAGAAAUCAGAAGCUUUGGGAAUUCCACCACUGAAGGCCGAUGUGGUGUGAUACAGGAGACUGGAAGGGACUACAAGGAGCCGAUGUUUCGAGUGUUUCUGGAUGCUGGGGAUGAUCUGAGUUACAUUAACAUGACCCUAGACAUAGGAACAGUGCCAGGAGGGAAAGAUGUCAUUGCAGGAAAAGAACUUGGAGGCUUCUCCACAAUGUUGAAUGAUGUGUUGAGCCCCUCAGGAGUGCCCCUGUACUUCUCUGUAGAUGUCACAAAUCAGGCAGGAGAAACAGCAACAGCUAUCUGUUCUCUGGCAACAUAUGAUGUGACUCUGCCAGGGGGUAGAAUGGCUGUGGCCUUUGGCUCCACCAGUAACCCCAAUGUACUGAAAGCUACAGUCACUGUGUAUGAGGACUCGCCUAUCACUGAGAGCAAAGUGGCUGUGGGAUACGGAAGGGGUAUAGAUGGAUAUCAGAUUGUGGGCUGGACCAGUGUCAACCUGCAAGAAAAUGUGGUUGAUUACAAUGUUGGAAAUGACCCUACACAUGAGAAAGUGAUGAAGUUAUUUUCAGCUGGUAAGAUAGCUCGCUUAGUAGGCUCUGGAAUUGUGAGUGCUUCCCAUUCUAACAUAGCUACAGUGGGGGAGUGUGCAACACUUUGUAAUGGAAUGCAUGUCACCAAGUGCCUCAGCUUUAACUAUGAUUUUGGCAACAGUGGACAUUGUGAACUCCUGGAGGUGAUUGAAGGUCAAGACUACAGAACAUCUGUUGAUGGCCUAUAUAUGCAUUAUGAGAAACUGGGAGUUGGAUCCAACAGAGGAUUUGAGUACACCAACCUAAACUUGCUCCACAACCAGCUGUACUUCUUCAAUUUUCAAGUGGUCAAUUCCCUAGGAUAUACAAACAUCUUGUCUUCUGAUCCCAUCCUGGCAGACUUCACCCCACCUACUGCAGCUGCAUGGCAAAUUAGAAUAAGCAGCGACACGACAGAGAUUCUGCCGUGUACUACAGUGAUACCAUCUGACAGAGACGACUGGCAGAGGCUGUAUUGUCAGGGGGUGAAUCCCAGCACUCAAAACCACAGGGUUAUCGUGGAUGAACAGGGCUCUCAAACUGUCUACAAUGGACACGAGUUUAAAACUGAUCUUCUUUAUACUAGAGCCAACCAAUAUAUAUCAGCAAACUGGGAUGGUAUCCAUGACAACGAGACAGGGUUGCUUGGUUAUUCUGUGGCAGUAGGACUGAGCCACUGUGGUGACACAGUGUACAAAUUUCAUGACCCUCAUGGUCAUCUACUGGACUCCUCCCAGUGGACCCACAGUGUCAUUAUGACCCCAAUACCUGCACCCUACACUACACUGCCGGAUGGAAAGUACUACAUCACCGUAAGAGCGAUUAAUAAGGUGGAGUAUGGUGGUCCCUUGGCAACAUCUGUCUGUCACUCCACAGCCUACGCUAUUGACAAUUCUCCCCCUAUAGUGUAUGAAAUCUUCAAUGUACAGUAUGAUGAGGAAACAUUCAACCUGACACUGUCUCACAAUUCCUCUGACCCACACUCAGGAUUAAAUAGAAAUGACCUCUGUCUAGGUCACACACCCAGAGACUGUGAUGAACUGGCCUGGACUCAGAUUGCCUACUCUCCGAACAUUUCAUACAUCCACCAAAUGUCUGAUGGAAAGGAAAUCUUUGUCAAAAUCAAAGCUGUCAAUAAUGUGGACUUGAGAAGUAUCGGUGUCGCAGAAGCCUCGAUCAUUGUGGACAGGUCAGCCCCUGUGCCAGGCAGAGUGUAUGAUGGAGAAACAGUCCAACAGGAUCUCCUGUAUACCAAGGAACAGGACAAGAUUUGUGCAAACUGGGAGGGAUUCAGUGAUGCCGAGUCGGGCAUUGCCCUUUAUGUUGUGAAUGUGUGGUCAUCAGAUAAUGGUACAAUUACAAAAAUUGUAAACGAUACCCAGUUUUCUAACUCGAUAAGCUCCGCCUGUUUCAAUCUGGGAGUUGGAAACCGCCUCCUGCACAACAGAGUAUAUCAAGUCACAGUGCAGGCAUUCAACAGUGCCAACAAACAGCUCAAUGUGUCUGCCUCAUCAAAUGGGGUACUUGUGGACCUUACUAGUCCUAUGACAGGUGAGGUAGUGGAUGGUAAGGAGGCCAGUUUCACUGAUGUGCAGUACACCACGAGCCGAGCAAAGGUGGAGGUCCAGUGGAGAGGAUACUCUGACCCUGAAUCCUUCAUCAACAAUUAUCAAGUACAAGUUCACAGGGCCAGAAAUCUGGGAACAAGCUACGACUUGCUGAGAGAUUGGUCCACAUUCAGUAACACUUCCUCCAGUGUUACAUGGCUGAACUUCAACUUGGAACAUGAAGAUCGUGUAAAGAUGGAGCUGAAAGUCACCAAUGGGGCUCUGAACUCUGUAACUGAGGAAACAGAUGGAUUUGUGGUAGAUCUCACUCCCCCAGAGCUAACAUACCUGUGGGAUGGACUUGGGAGCUCAGACAUUAUGUACCAGGAUGAGACUGAUCAGCUUCAUGCCAGUUUUGCUUUCCAAGAUAAUGAGUCUGGCAUCAAGCAGUUCCAAAUACAGAUCUACGAGUUAUACCAUGGUACAAGGAUGAAGGUCUACCCAGCUACUUUUACAUGGAACACUAUAGUAAACAGUCUCUUGACCAGCUACAGCUGGACAGGACUCUCUCUUAGACAGGGAGCUCUGUACAGUAUGAGGGUGGCAGCAGUCAACAAGGCAGGAUACAUGUCCUCUUUUGAGACCAACGGAGUUAUCAUUGAUACUACACCACCUAUUAUCCAUUGGUUGAGAGUUGGGGUGAUGGCAGAAAUUGCAGAGGAAUUGGUCAAUGGCUAUGUGUAUCAAUCCGACAGACAGGGAAUUAUGACAGCCUGGGAUGUGGAUGACCAUCAGUCAGGACUAGUUAGUUAUCAUCUGGCAGUAGGAACCACUCCAGGAGGAACUGAUGUUCUUAAUUGGAAAUCAGUUGGCCUUGUAAACAGCUAUUACAUAGAUGGUCUGACCCUGUCCCUGACUGACCAGGCUCUGAAUAGGCCAGUGUAUUACGUGUCACUGAGGUCAGAGAAUGGUGUGGGCAGUACGUCCAACAUUACAGCCUCUCCAGUCAACAUAAUACAGGGAGAUAAAGCAGGUUUGGUGUUUGAUGGAGCUGAAGGCAGUGAAAACAUAGUGUCAGGAACCUUAAAUCCUGAUGGUGUGUUUGAGAUAGACCAACAGCUGGAUGCCAGCACGGUGACUGUGCAGUUCACUGGCUUUGAAAGCAGCUUACAUGGCAUCAUGAAGUUUGAGAUGGCUGUGGGGACAGGACCAGAAAAACAAGAUAUCCUGCCAUUUACUGAAGAAAACAUCGUUCAUAUGGAAGAAAGCAAUGUAGCUGGAAAUGGUUUAACCAGCUCAGGUUAUGCACAAAUGAAUCUGGAAUUGAAGGCAAAUCAAACUUACUACACCACCAUUAGGGCUGUGACAAACAAUGGAAAUGUCUUACAAACAAGUUCUGAUGGAUUUACUGUGGAUCAAACACCUCCUGUUGUGGAGGUUGACAGACUAGCAGAUGAAUGGGUAUCAGAGGGAAAGGGGAAUGACACUGUGUAUGAGAUGUCUGAAAAGCAUGUGUCGGCUGAGUGGCACUAUAAUGAUACAGAAUCUGAUGUUGUGAAGGCUUGGUGUGCUGUGGGCACUUAUCCCUAUGCUGAGGACAUUUCCGCAAAGAAAGAAUUGAACAUCUCCUCCUUGAAAAGCAAUGGAGUAAAUGUGGCUUCCAUCACAUCCUCGAAAAUGGGAAAACCAAAUAUCAUAAGUAUAUGGGCAGAAAACAGUGUGGGCUUAAUCUCCAAGAAAAUCACCAGUGCCAUAGUGAUUGAUGAGAGCACACCCACAACUGGAUCUGUGGUGUGCCCAGAAUAUAUCCAGCCGGACCAAUCUAUAGAGUGUAGCUGGACAGGGUUUUCAGACACAGAGUCCCCAAUCAAAGAGUACCACAUUGCUAUGGGGCCAGCUCAGGGGGAUGACAGUCUGUUGUCUGGGGUUGUUGUGUCUGCCGAUGUAUCCAAGUACACAAUCACUGGAGUGACCUCCCAGCUGACCCACAGCUCUAUUUACUAUGUGACAGUGACUGCUGUGAACACUGUGGGUCUAGAGAUCAGUGCCUUCUCCCUUCCUAUUACCAUGGACACCACUCCUCCAGUCACAGGCAGGGUGGUAGACCUCCACACUGUGUACAGAUUCAACUUCACAGAUAACGCUGUGACUGUCACACAGAACAGCGUACAGUGUUCCACGGUAGCAGAAUGUGAUGCCUUGGAUGCUAUUUGUUCAGAAUCUUUAACAUCUCUCUCUGUAACGUGGAUGCCAUUCUCGGACCCAGAAUCAGGAAUUGAGGAGUAUCAGAUAGCUGUGGGCACUUCACCAGGGGGAGGACAGAUCCAGUCUUUCAUCCCCAUUCCACUGGACAGUAAACAUUACACUGUGGGAGGCCUGAAUUUAAAUGGACAAAGACAGCUCUUUGUGUCGGUGAAGGCAGUAAACAAGGCAGGAUUGUCUAGUGUCUCUUCCUCCAAUGGAGUGUACAUGUCUUAUCUCAGUCAGGGGAGAUCACCACUGUCUCAUGUUGGAAUCAUGGACCUAGUUGAAGGAGGCAAUUCAGAUGUAGACAUCCAGACAGAUCCAGCUACCAUUAUGGCCGGCUGGGACACCUCAGGAGAUCCAUGUCCAGCCACCAAGUAUGAAUGGGCAAUUGAAAGACUGGAUGGAAAAGUGGUUUCUGCAUUUUUGGAUAUGGGAUUGAAAACUUCAGGAUUGAUUGAUGGUUUAGUGUUGGUGAACAGUGAAACUUACAUAAACCUUGUUCGGGUGACUAAUUCCAUCGGAUAUCAGUACAUACUGAGAUCCUCUGGUGUGACUAUUCAAGGGACACCACUUCUACCAGGCAAAGUGUAUGAUGGAAGCAUUGCAGGCUUUGAUCUAAACAUCCUGCCUUCUCCCAAGACUGUAUCAGCCAACUGGAAUGGAUUUGGUCUCUCUCCAGAUGCUAUUGUACAAAUUGAUGCCAACAAUGGUAUUCCUGGUGUUAAUACUGACCAAUCCCAAGUGGAUUCCCAAGACCGAAGCCAGCAGGUAGCUUACUAUGAAGUAGCCCUUGGAACUGACCGAAGGUUUAAUAACACGCGCUACGAUGUGGUACCAUACACCACUGUGUGGACAAACACAUCUGUCACGUUUUAUGACCUUAACCUUACUCCAGGCACAGCUACGUAUUACUUCACUGUAAUUGCCUACAGCAAAUCGUUCUCUAAGACCAUGGUCACUUCCAAUGGAUUUACUGUUGGCGAUGGAGGAGGGAUCACAGUUGGGAUCAUAUCAAGCCCUGGGAGCUGUGUACACACUAACACCACCCUACAAGUUCAGUACAAUGGAUUUUCUUCAUCCUUGGGGAUCUUCAUGUACUAUGUAGCCAUUUCCAACACAACAGAUGCAAACAGCACAGAUUGUAAAGAAUAUAUUGAUGGCGGCUCACUGUCAGCUAGUGAGAGAAAGGCUUUGUUUUCUGCCAGAGAUGUGACUAAUGAAGGACAGAACACAUACACUGAACUCACAGGGCUGGAACUAGUUCAUGGACAGACAUACUACAUCUGGGUUAUUGCUGCUGAUAAUUCUGGGCAAUGUGCUAGCACCUACUCAGAAUUCAUUGUUGAUCUCACAGAACCAGAAAUGGGGAAGAUGAAAACAGGACCUUUUUAUGACAUGCUUGUGACGUACUCCACGGUGGACACUAGUGUCACUAUAAACUGGAUGAACUUUAGUGACCCAGAAUCGGGAAUCUCUACCUUUGAACUGUCCCUGUGGAAAAACACAUCUUGUAACAGGAAUACAGCCACAGCCACCAGUAUCACGGACUGGAUUACCCUGUCCAACACCUACACAGCCUAUGAUAUAGUGGAUAUCAAACUCCAGGAGAACAUACCCUACUAUGUGAAGAUGAGAGUAAAGAACUGUGCUGGUCUAUCCGUGGAGCUUCACUCCCCCCCAAUCCUCAUUGAUAAGACUGUCCCCAGCAGUGGUGUUGUUAAAGAUGGUUCGGACUUCUCCAGUGAUGUUCUAUGGGUGAACGACAAUACUAAUGUCACAGGAUCAUUUUUGCACCUUGCCAAACCCACUGGAUUGUCAUGUCCAAAUCAGAAGAUAUCCAUUAAGAGUGAUCCAAACUGGAAGAAACUCACUAAAUUAGGAAUGAUGGAUCCAGACGGAGUGUACUGGAAGAUUCAGUACUCACCCAUCUACAUCAUGGACUUCCCUGUGGAGGAUAAAGUGAAAUUAAAACUGAGCCUGACAAGAGACUCGGUCAACAAAGACAUUUUGGGAGCAGGAGCCAUGUAUAGAUCAGCUGAGAUGUAUAAUGGAGGAACAUACAAACUUCAGCUUCGAGCAGCAGGUCACAAUGGAGAUGUGGUGACAGAGAUCUUGUUCUGGGAUGGUACCGAUGAAGGGUUUGCCACUAUGAAACAUCAGGAGGAACAGUUUAUGACUGAUGCUUGUUCCUGCUGCUUCACAGAUCCUGUUCCAACAGAUACAUGUGACAAUGGCACAUGCACUUGUCAGCAGUACCUGAUGGAGAAAGGCUACUCUGGUAAUACAACAUUCCCAGUUUUGACCACAACAGAUGCCCCUUCCACUCAGACCACCACUGCUUCUUCAUUUAAUGUUGUCAAUGAUGAAGGAACUAGUGUCACAGGCCAGACUAAGCCUAGCACAAUGCGAAAUUCCUGUGGAGUUCAGCUUUAUGCAGCCAAUCCCUCAUUGAACGCUAGUGCAUACAUUGUGUCGUGGUGUAGAUACUUUAACAACACAAGAGAAAAAUUUAGACUGAAAACUGAAGUGAAUUUUGAUCCCAGUGAGGUGUACAAUACCUACACCAUUAAAUUUGAUGUAAGGAGUUUGGAAGCCACUCUGCUGCAGUGGUGCAUGUCUGUCUAUGUGGAGGAUGACUUUAUCAAUCAGCUGUGUGAUAUUCCACACCUCUCCACAGACACUCUACUUUUUGUUCACAUCUUUAAGAAGGACAAUGUUUUGCCAACUGCCAUUAAUGCAUUCACACCAUGGGCUGCUUACGCAGAGUUUUCUGAUCUGGAAAUGCCCCCGCCUAUUGGCACUCUGUGUAGGUUUGGACAACAGUUCAGAGGUUACUCAAAUCCUGUCAUCAUGUAUGAGGCAGGAAUUGGAUCUUCAAGAUUGACCACUGAUGUGGAGGGAUAUAGAGAGAUUGAUCUUCCAUGCAUCCCCUGUAUCAAUGACUGCUCUCAGUACAGCUGUGAUGCUUCCUGCAGUGCUGAUGACACUGUACUGAAGGUCUUCUCUUUGAAUAAUUUGAAUCUAACAGCUAUGAGAAAUAACUCUGGAACUGAGGAGUUAGCCACAUACUAUCUCACAGUAAGGGCCACAAGCGGAUCUGGUGCCUCUACUGUGUCUUCGUCAGAUGGUUUCAAUGUAGACAUUUCUCCACCUGAGUUUGAUCAAGAGCUGAUGAGUUUGGACAUUUACUUUGAUGUUGACCAAGGGGAGAGUACUCCUGUUCGUUUCCAGCAAUCUAACAGCACCAUCAAGGCCAUCUGGAAGUGCAAUGAUGAUGAAAGUGACAUAGUGGAAUAUCUGUGGGCCAUAGGAACUUCUCCAGGGGACACAGACAUCCAGGAAUAUACCUCUAAUGGACAGAAUGUGGCCGGAAUCAACAGCAGUUUAGAAGGCAUUCUCCAGCACAACCAUACCUACUAUGUGUCCAUCAUUUGUUACAAUGGGGCAGGACAGUCAGCCGCUCACAAUGAUUCAAAAGGUGUGACAGUGUUGCUGAUUCCUCCCUUGACAGAUGUCAAUGCCACCCUGUUAUUUGCCAUAGACUUCCCUCAAGCAGUGUAUCCCCCCAAAUCUUACAGACAGGAAGGUGGAAAGAAGGCAGGAGUGUCCUUCACCAAAUCUGAUGAUCCAGCUGUCAACAGAUAUGAUAUUUGUUUUGGAUCCACAACAUGGAUGGAUGACAUCCUACCAUGUACAUGGGUGGCUCUCAAUGAAUCGGGAUCUGCUGAAGUUAAAACUGGUAGUGGCUUGUGGAUAAAUGGACAACAAGUUCAACAAUUGUCCGACUUAAGAAUAGGAGAAAGCAGUGGUAGUAGCUCAUCUGGAAACUUAUUCCAUAUGCCAGUAGGAAAAGUAAUGUUCAUUUAUUUGAGACUCUGCAGUGAGGCCAUGUUGUGCUCAAAUUUUACUGCUGGGUGUAUCGUGAUCACCAAUUCUAAAUCUCGUUUUGGAGUGUCCACUGCUGGAAAAACUAUCUAUCAGGAAAUUACAAUCACUACCAGGAGAAAGAAAAGGGCCAUUGUUCCAGGAACUAUCGGAAUUCAGACACCCAGUGGCUUGGAACCAAACACCACCAUUGUGGCGACUCCUCUGACAUCUGCUGAUAUCACUGUUACUUACGGGUCUGAUGCCUCCUCCAAUUUUGUGUCCUAUAUUGAAAAUACUGCCACAUCAAUGGACAAAGUGGAGAGACUUCUUGUGAACAGGAUGAACUUUGAGAACUACACAGCCUUCUCAUUAGUUGUGGUUGGAAAUGUGCCGAUGCCUGGUCCUAUCAUAAUUACAUAUCAUGAUGAGGUGGGGAUAACAACUUCAGGAAAUAGGACAAUGCUUGUACACUGGAACCCUGUGAUGCAGUACUGGGAACUAAGCAGUGCCACCUGUAGAGACCUGCCUCCAGAGGAACAGGAAGUGUAUGAUAAUGUCACAAAAAUCAUGUCUGUGAAGGUGUGUGAUACAUAUUACAAUGCCACAGCAAAUGACACUCAGCCAAGUCCUACCAAUAUUAAUGGGACAUUCGAACGUGAGACAAUGUUUAUUAUCUCAGAGGGAAAGGCCACCAUCUACAACUCUCCACCGAGACUGAACAGUCCUGAUCAUGUCACUAUUGAGGAAGAUUCCGGAACACUUCAGUACCAGCUGAUUGCUACAGAUGAUGAGGGAGAUUUGAUAAAGUUUCAGCUGGAUGAAGACGAGUUUGCACUGGGAGAAGUAAAUCUUACAUCAGAUGGCUUUUUAUCAUUCAAACCAUGCAGGGAUUGUUCGGGCUUACAAAUGGUCAACUUUACUUUGUAUGAAGUGCAGAUAUUUUCAGAAAUUGUCCCCAAAUACAGCACUGCAACUAUCUAUAUCACGAUACAGGAGGUCAACGAUCCCCCCACCAUUUUUGUGUCCAGAAAUGGCCAGCUGAUACAACAUGCAGACAUUGUGGAACCAAUAGUGAUUUUAUUGGAGGCCAAAAAUGACUUUAAUACAGACAGAUGGAAUGCCACUUGGGGUGCUGUUGUAGGGGCAUACGACCCAGAGACCUCAGACAGUAUUAGUAUCAAAGUCACCCAGCCUUCUGAUGGGACCCUCACACUGUCUGCUAUAAACAGAGAUGUACCCCAACUAUUGCAAAACUGUGACCAAGCUGAGAAUAUUGAGGUCACCAUGAUGCCUUGUCAGAAUUUCUAUGAAACAUUGCCUCGGAAUGAGACACUCCUGUCUUGGUUGACCUUUACUGUAACCUUUACACAGCCAACAAAUAAGUUUGGAAAUUUUACUGCUAGGAUGUAUUUUGAGGAUUCCUCCAAUGGAAGUUCGCUGCCUAUCUCACUUCAAUUUGGCAUCAUGGAGUCACCUUGUCACAACAGAGCACAGUGCCAUCCAACUGGAAUCUAUUCUUGUGAGGACACACAUCGCACCCACAGCUUUGAUGCCUACUACCAGUGUGUGUGUGCAGGAGGCUGGCAAGGAACUUACUGUAAUGUGGAUAUCAAUGAGUGUUUGAGUGACCCCUGUAUUAGUCCAUAUGUCUGUUACAACAAUGAGAACUACUAUGAAUGUGCCUGUCCCUUGGAUAAUCCACAUUGUGAAUUUGAGCUGUGGCUAAUCGCUAUCAUUGUCCUGGCAGGAAUCCUACUUGUCAUCUUGGUCAUAACUGGGAUCUACAGGUUUAAGUACAAACGCAGCCCUCUUGACUAUGAAACAGAUAGCCAUUUUGGAUCAACAUCAUCAAUGACUGGAUCAGCAUCAAGUGUCAGUGAUGAUGAUGAUGAGGAGAGUUUACUUGAUGAAAAGUCUUGGUCAUAUGAGGGAGCAAAUUUUAUUUCCUUAUCUAUGCAGAUGGAGUAUUUUAAGAACCCAAAUUUCAGCAGGGAUUUCAUAGGAGAAUUCGAUUACAUUCCUCCCAAAACGGACGCAAUAGAUGAGAUGUACAGGGACCAUCACAACCCAGCUCUAGACAUAGAGCCAGAAUACACUGUGGAGGACGACAGGGUCUAUCAUGAGAGACACACUAAGUCGACCUUUGAACCUCUUGUACCUACUAAAUAUGAAGGAGACAAACUUCCGAAGAGCAUCCCACCCAUCUUGACCACUGGUAAACGUGGCAAAGUCCUGCCAGCCCUGAAUGUAGACAAGUCCUCACCCUACUACCCUCCUCCCCCAUACAUGCUGAUGGAGAAACAAAGCAAGAAAAAGAAGAGGAGGAGCAAGCGAAAGGUUGGUAACAAGGACAGGGAUUAUGAUGAUGAGGAUAUGUUUAAAGGCAGUCACACCCCUCCCACUCAGAUCCAGAAAGACACAGCGAAGAUGUUUGAAGCUUCAAAGCAGGUGAAUGAAGAUAAGGGUUAUGCUAAAGUCCAUCCUACUGCAAUGGAGAAGAAAGGAUCUAAAGAAAAGAACUAUGACUUCUCUUUCUUCAGCAAAUCUCAUCCACCUCCACAUCGAGCAAUGACAACAAUGGCAGCUGAUUCCAAACUACAGAAGGUUCACCCUUUGCCAGAAAGUGGAGGAAAUACUGGAUUUGAAGCCAACAUGACCAGCACACCGAAUUCGGAAGCUAUUCACAUGCGGUUAUCCAACCCUAAUGGACAGAGAAGCAUCAACCAUGAUCAUGUGAAUUUUGAGAGUGAAUUUUGAUUGAUUUUUUUUUUGGUCUAUGCCAAAUAUUGAGAUACUGUGAUUGUUAUGUAACUGGGGUGAUGCAUGUAUUAGUAUAUUGAAAUGUUUUAUUUACUAGUUUAUGUAGUUGUUUUCUUCUUCUCUUUCUUUGCUUUUCACAAGCAUUAAAACUAUUUGCAUCUGUAUAAAAUGAAAUAUCGGAUGAUUAUUUUUUUUAAAUUUUUCAUACAGAGUUUUGAAAACAUUCGAAAAUCCUAACUGUGUGUAUUCAUAAUUUUAUCACCAAAAUCUGUUAUGUUUUUAUUAGCAAAUCAGUUUGAAUACUUUACCAUUAAAAAAAGGGAAAACAUA